Molecule: messenger RNA, 4854 nt
Organism: Apodemus sylvaticus (European woodmouse)
Lineage: Eukaryota; Metazoa; Chordata; Mammalia; Rodentia; Muridae
Gene: C7
Product: complement C7
Exons: 18
Coding region: 170-2707 (845 amino acids)
Biological process (GO): immune response
Cellular component (GO): membrane attack complex
Molecular function (GO): protein binding
Source: RefSeq, a predicted model, not a curated record
GGCAGGCUCUCUAUGUCCCUGGAGAAUCGGGUUGAGACUCAGUACAGCUGGCUUUAUAAGUGAGUGGAAAACGAGUCCAGAGCAGGACAGGCUGUGGGGGAGACAAAAACCUGUCUGUCUUUACAGAUGAAAUUUUCUUGUUCUCUUCUGUCCUGAAUGUUUCCCAAGCAUGCAGGUGACAAGCUUAUUAACUUUGGUGGCAUUUAUAGCAGAGUUGCAAGUCUUUUCAAGAGCCUCCUCUCCAAUCAACUGUAAGUGGGACUCCUACGGCCCUUGGUCAGAAUGCAAUGGCUGUACCAAGACUCAGACUCGAAGGCGUUCGGUUGCUGUUUAUGGGCAGUACGGAGGCCACCCGUGUGUGGGGAGUGCUUUUGAAACACAAUCCUGUAACCCUGAACGAGGCUGUCCGACUGAAGAGGGCUGUGGGGACCGCUUUAGGUGUUUUUCAGGUCAGUGCAUCAGCAAAUCACUGGUUUGCAAUGGGGACUCUGACUGUGAGGAAGAUGGUGCUGACGAAGACAGAUGUGAGGAUGCACAAAGCAGACCUUCCUGCGACAUUGACAAACCUCCUCCCAACAUAGAACUUACCGGUAAUGGUUACAACGCACUUACUGGCCAGUUUAGAAACAGAGUCAUCAACACCAAAAGUUUCGGUGGUCAGUGCAGGAAAGUAUUCAGCGGGGACGGAAAAGAUUUCUACAGAUUAAGUGGAAAUAUUCUCUCUUACACAUUUCAGGUCAAAGUAGAUAAUGAUUUUAACUAUGAAUUUUACAACAGCAGUUGGUCUUACAUAAAGCACACAUCCACAGACUACACAUCAUCUAGUUCAAACAGGAUCUUAUUCUUCUCCUCCUCAUCAAAUCAACGCAGUCAGACUUCAAGUACCAAGGAAAUCUACAUGAAAAAGAGCUAUAAAUUGUUGGUUGUUCAGAAUAAUGUUGAAGUGGCCCAGUUCAUUAAUAAUAAUCCUGAAUUUUUACAACUUGCGGAGCCAUUCUGGAAGGAACUCUCCCAUCUUCCCACUGUGUAUGACUACAGUGCCUACCGACGGUUAAUUGACCAGUAUGGGACACAUUACCUGCAGUCCGGGUCCUUAGGAGGAGAAUAUAAAGUUCUAUUUUAUUUGGAUUCAGGAAAUAUCAAGCACAGAGGUUUUGGGUCAGCCCAGGAGAAGGCAUGUUCAUCUUCAGACUUUCGGUCUUUUUUUGUAGCAUCAUCAGAUAAGAGAUGUGAGGAACUGGAAAAUGCUUUAAAAUCAACUUCAGGAAACCAGGGCAGGGUGCUUCGAGGAGAGCCAUUUGUCAGAGGUGGAGGCCCUGGCUUUGUAGCUGACCUUAGUUUCCUGGACCUGGAUAAUCCCGCUGGAAACAAACAGCGGUACUCCUCCUGGGCCAACUCUGUAACCAAUCUUCCCCAAGUCAUAAAACAAAAGCUGGCGCCAUUGUAUGAGCUGGUCAAGGAGGUGCCCUGUGCCUCUGUGAAAAGACUGCACCUGAAGCGGGCUCUUGAGGAGUACUUGGACGAAUUUGACCCUUGCCAUUGUCGGCCUUGCCAGAAUGGUGGCCUCGCUACUGUUGUGGGGACGCAGUGCCAGUGUCACUGCAAGCCAUACACAUUUGGGAUGGCGUGUGAGCAAGGAGCCCUCGUCGGCAAUCAAGCAGGAGGGGUUGAUGGAGGUUGGAGCUGUUGGUCAUCUUGGGGCCCCUGUGUUCAAGGGAAGAGAUCAAGGAGCCGAGAAUGCAAUAAUCCUCCUCCCAGUGCAGGUGGAAAGUCCUGUAUUGGAGAAACGACUGAAAGCAGGCAGUGUGAAGACCAGGACUUGGAGAACUUGCGAUUACUUGAGCCACAUUGCUUUCAUUUGUCUUUGGUUCCAAAAGGAUCCUGCCCAUCACCCCCGGCCUUAAAAGAUGGACUUGUUCAAGGUGAAGGUACCAUGUUUCCUGUUGGGAAAAGCAUAGUAUAUGCUUGUAAUGAAGGAUAUUCUCUUGUGGGAGAUCCUUUUGCCAGAUGUGGAGAAGAUUUACAGUGGCUUGUUGGAGAAAUGCAUUGUCAAAAAAUUGCCUGUUUUCUACCUGAAGUGAUGAGUGGUAUGCAGAGUCACCCCCAGAAACCUUUUUACAUGGUUGGUGAGAAGGUGACCCUUUCCUGUGCGGGCGGCAUGUCCUUAGAAGGUCCUUCAACCUUCCUCUGUGGCUCCAGUCUUAAGUGGAGUCCUGAGCUGAAGAGUGCCCAGUGUGUGCAGAAAGUUACCAGCACUCUACCGCCAGCAGCUCCUGCAUGCCGGCCCUGGGAGAAACUGCAGAACUCAAAAUGCGUCUGUAAAAUGCCCUAUGAGUGUGGAUCCUCCUUGGAUAUAUGUGCCCGGGAUGAGAGAAGCAACAGGAUUCUAUCUCUGACCAUCUGCAAGAUGCACGUUCUCCGCUGUCAGGGAAGAAAUUAUGCUCUCGUUGGCAAGGACAGCUGCACACCGCCUGCCUCAGCUGAGAAAGCCUGUGGUGCAUGCCCGCUAUGGAGCAAAUGUGAUGCUCAGAACAGCAAAUGUGUCUGCAGAGAAGCAUCGGAGUGCCAGAGAGCAGGCUACAGAAUCUGUGUGGAAGUGAAUGGCAAAGAGGAGACGAUGUCUGAGUGUGAGGCUGGCGUCUUAAGGUGCAGAGGGCAGAGCAUCUCCAUCACAGCCAUCGAGCCCUGUGCCGAAGAAGCCCAGUAGGACCUGGAGGGGGCGGGGCUUGAUCCUCUUUGCCAGAAUCUAGUGGGUAAUGGAUGCUGGGCGGAAACAUCUGUGACUGGUUCUUAGACCACUUCUUCCCUGGCAGGAAGGCACAAUCCUUUCCUCUUUCUCUUCAGUAGUUACUUCUCCCUUCUGUGCUCAGCCACCUGUGCAAACAAACCCUUGGUUUUCUCAAACCCCAGUCCAGAUUUCCUUCCUUUGCAAGCAGAGGUAUGAAGAACACCCCUGAACCACAUGGCACGCUGAGCUAUUUGGGAGGUUUCAGAAAAAUGUAUUGGGCUUUGAAUCGAGACAAAUGUUCUCCAUGCAUUCAUCCCUGUGAUUCUGUGGACUGUGACUGACCCAGUCCACCGGCUUGUGUUCCUCCUCUGAGUUGAUUAGGAAAACAGAAAGAAUGUAAUUUCCUGAUUAGGGAGGUUGAAUUUCCUCAGUGAUAUAAAACACACACACACACACACACACACACACACACACACACACACACACACACACACACACACAUUGGGAGAAACAGGCAGACGUAAUUAUUUACAUCCUGAGGGGUAAUGUCACGCUUCGCCCUCCUAAGCCAUCCCCACAUGUAGAAUCCUUCUUCUUGUCAGAAGAUCAAACUACUUAAAUGUCAGAGCAGAAUUCAUCAUGCUAUGGUCACAGGGCACCGUCUGUCUUCUUGUCUGAGAACAAAUAUGAUUCAGUCUCUUGGGUGUUUUCUUCAGUAUGUGUCAAAUACAAACCUGAAAAUCACUCUGCUUUUGAAAGAAGCGUCGGUUUAUGCUAGAGCUAUUGAGUGAUGCAUAUUUGAGAAUAAUCUUCCCUAAUGUGGUUGCACCCCUACAUUUUCCAGAAGCACACAAUUUAAGACAUUGGUAUUUGGUUUAUUUCUUAUUUACCUUUCAUUAAACACAACAACAACAAAAAAUCCAGCUGUGGAAGGUGAAGUGUGUGGGCUUGAAUAGAGCCUAAAAUAUGCAUAAACACUGUCUCUGUAUUUUUUGAGGCUGUUAGCUAUAUUUCAAACAAACUUUAAGUUGCUAAGGAGUGGAAAAUGCAUUCAAGACGUUAUUUUUCAGAUGUUUUCAAAGUGUAGAGUUUCUGAUGUGACUACUCCAGAGUUGGCUUUUCAUAACAGUUUCCUUUGAGGUUUGAUGCAGAUGUAAUAUAUAGAAGUGACACAGUUGUGGGUUUCAUCUAUUGAAAACAAUUAUACCUAAACAUAUUAUCUGCACUGAUUUAGAAGAUAUAAUAGAUUUAACAUCUUCCCUGGAGAUAGGGAUUGAUUUGGAAAAUGCCAGGGUUGGCUGUUGACCCCCAUCAGAGGAAGCAGAUAUGGAAUCGUUUAGGAGAACUGAUCUUAACAUUCUCCAGUCUUUCACUUAUUUCCUUGUUUAGCCUGGGGUUAAAUUUCCACCACCUAUGAGCACUUCUAAUUUGAAAAUCCAAUUUCUCCAGUGCUUUUAAAAUUUAAAACUGAUUGAUGACAUGAUAGAAAACUUCCAUGAGUAAAAGAAUUCUCCGCGUCUGCUCUCAUCAGGACAGGUCACAAUCCAAGUGCUAAAAAUGUCAUGUAAAAUGACUUCCAGGUUUGUGUGACUUAUAAACAAAUUCUGUGUCUAGUUUUGGAUCCCAUUCUCCUAAAUAUCUCACCUUGUGUGUGUGCAAAUAUUGUAAGUCCAAAAAUAUCUGAAAUUGCAAACUCUUAUGAUCAAAACGUUUUGGUCGAGCACAUUUCACAGCCAAGGUAUUUGAGACAGAAGUUUCAACAGCUUUCCUGGAGGAGACACAAAAGAUGGGUGAAUCACAUGACGGGUGGUAAGAGGGAAGGUGGCUGUUGAUAGGUAUUUUGAGAUAUUCUAUUUGCAUCCUACCCUUCCCGCUUCCCCCAUCAGAACUUUUUUUUUUUUUUUUUUUUUUUUUUUUUGCCUAUUGUCCUUUCCUGUAGUCAUACAGGGGCAUUCACAGUUACCUACAAGGAACCAGAAUUCUUGUAACAGGUCUUCAGGAAGAAAGACCUAUUUUUGAUAAUGACUCAUUGAAGAUGUUUUGAAAAUUUAAAAAUAAGCUCUGUAAGCAGACGUCUGUGAGAAAAGCAAGGAGGAAUUGUUUAUAAAUAAAAGGCAGAGAACAAA